Molecule: messenger RNA, 812 nt
Organism: Fragaria vesca subsp. vesca
Lineage: Eukaryota; Viridiplantae; Streptophyta; Magnoliopsida; Rosales; Rosaceae
Product: universal stress protein A-like protein-like
Exons: 4
Coding region: 82-612 (176 amino acids)
Molecular function (GO): AMP binding
Source: RefSeq, a predicted model, not a curated record
AACGAAGACGCAAAUUAAUCUUUUUUCUUCACAAAAAAGAAAGAGAGCGAAAACGAGUGAGAGCGAGUCAGUGAGUUGAAGAUGGCGGGUGCGGCACCGACUCGGGUACUGAUGGGAGUGAACGAGUCGACGAUCAAUGGUUACCCGCACGCCUCCAUAAGCUCCCGCAAAGCCUUCGAGUGGACUCUCGACAAGAUCGUCCGCUCCAACACCUCCGGCUUCAAGCUUUUCUUCCUCCAUGUCCAAGUUCCUGACGAAGACGGUUUUGACGACAUGGAUAGCAUCUAUGCAUCACCGGAGGAUUUUAAAAGCUUGAAGCGUAGAGACCAGGCAAGAGGGGCUCAUCUGCUGGAGUUCUUUGUUGAGAGAUGUCAUGCAAUUGGGGUUGCUUGUGAAGCAUGGAUCAAAAGAGGUGAUCCCAAGGAAGUAAUCUGCCAUGAGGUGAAGCGCUUGCAGCCAGAUCUUCUGGUUGUUGGCUGCCGUGGUCUUGGUCCUUUCCAGAGGGUUUUCGUGGGGACUGUGAGUGAAUUUUGCGUGAAGCAUGCUGAAUGCCCUGUCAUCACAAUCAAGCGCAGUGCUGAAGAGACACCCCAGGAUCCUGUUGAUGACUGAAGCCAGUCUUUGUACCUAAAAGUAUGAAACCAACUGAAAAGAACUACAUUGAUUUCAUUGUAGGAAUUUGAAUUCUUUGUAUUGUUGAGGUAUUGUGCUAUGUAAGGAUGAGCUUGGAUGUUCCCUGGUGUGUUGAAUGUGUUUUGAACUAGUUGAUGAGUUUUCUUUGUCGUAGCCGAUAGUAUGGUCUGGUUGCUAUG